Molecule: messenger RNA, 1050 nt
Organism: Mycena indigotica
Lineage: Eukaryota; Fungi; Basidiomycota; Agaricomycetes; Agaricales; Mycenaceae
Product: AB hydrolase-1 domain-containing protein
Exons: 7
Coding region: 1-1050 (349 amino acids)
Source: RefSeq, a predicted model, not a curated record
AUGUUCGAUAUAGCUGUGGACACACCCACUGGACGCAUAGUAUUUAACUAUGUCAUCUCUACGCCCAGCAAAACCGCUGUUGCCACGUUGGAGGACACGGAGAAAGCACUCCCCACAGUCGUCUUCCUUCACCCAGUGUACAUAGGAAAGCUAAUCUACCACCCCCAAUUUGCUGACCGGGAGCUCCGGCGAUUCAAUCUCGUUGCCGUCGAUUUGCGGUUCCACGGAAAGACUGUCGGGCGAGCGGGAGAGGGGUACGGGCGGGAGGUUGCUGCACGGGAUGUCGGGCUGUUCAUGCAAUCCCUAUCGAUCUCGCGGUACCACAUCUUCGGCAUGUCGAUGGGCGGCUGUGUGGGCCUUCAAACGGCCAUACUCUUCCCGGAGGCCGUCCAGUCCGUCUUCGUCGUGUCGAGCCUUCCGUUGACAGAGCCCCCAGACGUCGCGGAGGGUCGGCAAGAAAUCUACGACUGCUGGGCUGAGGGUUCGCGGCAUAUUUGCAGCGGGAGUGAUGACGGAUUAGACGUCGAGGGGAGUGCCAUACGAGAUGCGUUUCAAGGGGCCCUGCAGCUCUCUUUGAACGGGGAGCCCACUAAAGUUUUCACCGCCAUGCUCCAACGCUCUGCACAACUCCUCCGCAUCGACGAGCCCUGGCCGGAAGAGCGCCUGGACGACCUCCGCAUCACAUCCGUGGACUUCUUUGUCAAGAGGGAAGCGUAUACGGUUGCGGCAUUGAAGAAUAUUCGCUGUCCAGUCCAUUUGAUUCAUUGCGCAGCUGAUAUAGCGUACGCAUUGGACACGACGGAGGAGGUUGCAAGCCGUCUGACCGCUGCUGGGGUACAAGUCGAGGUGCAGCAGGUCUCGGGGGCUCCGCAUUUUGGGUCGGUGACACAUGCCAAAGAAAUCAAUAAUGUCUUCCAUCGCUUUGUCGCAUCUUGCAUCCCCACGCCACUUCCGCCGAUACCCGACAGUGCAGAGUCGCCGUUCACAGGCGAGUUGGCAGCAAUGUCAGUCGAUAGCGACAGCGACAGCGAUCGUGAAUUCUUCAUAUAG